Eupeodes corollae is the source of this 2837-nucleotide messenger RNA. Its product is annotated as pro-resilin. The transcript has 7 exons. Lineage: Eukaryota; Metazoa; Arthropoda; Insecta; Diptera; Syrphidae. The coding region runs from base 946 to 2532 and encodes 528 amino acids. The record is from RefSeq and is a predicted model, not a curated record.
CGUGAGUCGUGAGUUGUGAGUGACUCUCUUAAUGGUUUCAAAUGAAAGUGAAGUUUUUAAUAACCUAUACCAGAUAAUAUUAUAGAAGCUCCAUAGGUAUGACCGAAAGAACUUUUUUGGCAGCAGGCAGACAACCCAUCACCACAGUGAGGUGUAGAUACAAUAAAUACAUCCAUCAGAUACAAACUUUUCGUCACUCGUAGUUUUCUCUCGGAACCAAGCAGCAACAAGUGGUCAUGGUGGUUCCGUAAAUAAAAAUUUUGGAUACAAACAAAUUAAAAAUUAAACAAGAAAAAUACUUGUGUCGAAAUUCCCGGCUUAAAGAUCAAUUUAAUUGCUCUCUCCUGUUCUCCAAUUGACCGGGAGAAAAUCUACAAAUAAGGAUUUUUUAAAAAAAGGACCUUCCCUCGUUUUCGUUUUGUUUUUCUUUUGUGAUGAAAUAUUAAAAAAAGAAAAGUCCAAACGAAAUAACGGUCUCAUGUGGCGGUAGAAUUUUUAUGGAACAUAAAUAACCAAAGGGAAUUAAUAGAACGGGUGUGAGGAAAUCAGCGAAUUGGGGGUUUUUGGCGAUUUGUUCUUUUUUUUCAACGUUUUUGAAAUUUAUUUUCACAGUGCUUUAAUGUUCUUUUGUGGAAAAAAUAUAACACUCACAAUAAAUCACACGAGGAUUGUUGUUAAAUAAGAUUGAAAUACACGCGCCGCGUUCGCUCGGCAAAAAGGAUAUUCAAUAUUUAUUCAUAUAUUCGAAUAUAUUUUAAUAUUAUUCCCAAUUUUAUACUCGGCUUUUCCUAGAGUUGAGUAUUUUUGUUUCUGUUUUCUUUUUUGGGGAAAAUUGUGACAAUAAUUCAGUGCGUAUAUAAAACGAGCGUAACUACAUACAUACAUAUUGAGAUUCAGUGUUGGCAGAAUAAAAUAAAUAUUUAUUAAAUUAUUGGCAAUCGAAAAAUGGCGGCAUUCAAAUUGCUUAUAACCCUCCUGCUUUUGGCGUGUCCUACAAAUUGGGCACUCUCCAUGACAUCAUCAGAUUCACUAUUGGUGUCAUCCAAGUCACCUUUGUCCAGCUCGAAUACAAAAGAUUCUGCGCCAGCACCAGCAUCAUCAUCAACAGCAGCAGCAACCUUGGGUGAUUUAUAUCGUAAAAGCAGGCAAUCCAGAUGUGUACGAUGCUAUGAUGACAGAUAUGGAGAUGACUAUGAGAGAAACCGUUAUAAUAGUGGACCAUCAGGAGGAGCUGGAAGCAUCAGGGGACCGGGACCGGGACCUAUACCUCCUAGUGGUGGAUAUUCUAGCUAUCCCAGCAGGACAUACGAUGAAAGGCCCGGUAAUUGGUAUUAUCCCAGAGAAACAAAUGAAAGGUAUGAUGAGAGUAGGGUGGGAUAUAGCGGCAGCGGUGGCGGUGGUUCCGGAAGAGAAAACGACAGGUAUUAUUACCCAUCAUACAACGGUUAUUAUUUCGAAAGGAAUGAAGAUCGUUACAACACAAGAACCUACGACCGUUAUGAACGUGAUCGUUAUGAUAGUCGUUAUUCUCAUGAACGUUCUCCAAGUGAAACUAGAGCCUAUGGACAUGGAUAUGAAAGUCGAGAUCGUUACUAUCCUGGUGAUCGUUCAAAUGACUACUAUCGUGGAGAUCGCUAUUCCGAUCGUAGUCGUGGUAGCAGCAGCGGUAGUGACGGUAGUAUUUACGAUCGUUACGGACAAGAUGACAGAUAUUUGUCAAGAUAUGACUAUCGCAAUUAUCGUCCUUGGGAUGAGACUUACAGGGGACAAUCGGGUUUCGAUAAUUCUGGUCGUGGUUAUUAUUUCGCCAACGAAAGACCAAAUGAUUACUACGAACCACCACCACCGCCGCCGCCACCUCAAUAUGGUCCUUAUUCCCGCCCGCUAGGUCCAUCAGGACCAGGACCAUCGACACCAGGUCCUACUUACCUGCCAAGGGAUCCACACGAACAAUCUCGUCCAUCAAACUCCCAUCAUGGUUAUCCGGAUGAUAGGCCAGGAUCGUCGUCAUCACCAUCGUCAUCGUCGUCGUCGUCCUCGGGUUCCUCUUCUUCUGGUCCCGAUUAUGGCAACCGACCGAGAGAUGACGUUCAUGGACAUGGAUCUGGAUCCGGUGGUGGAGGUGGAGGUAAUGGUGGUGGAAACGGUGGCAGUGGCGGCGGAGGUGCCACUGGUAGUGGCGGUGAUAAUAAGAACGGAUAUAGUGGCGGUAGCUGGAGUUAUGUUAAUGACAGGGAAAAGGAUGCCAGCUAUAAAGGAGGCAUUAGGGAUAAGGAUAAUCAGAGCUCUCCGUACGGUGGCGGACGUGGUCGACCAUCAUUAAGUGGAAGUUAUUUACUCGAUCGAGAAAAUAAUAAUAUUCCUGAAACAUCAUUGGCAAUUAAUCCAGAUAAGCCAUCUAAUGCAGGUGAUAGUCAUCAUCAAAUAAGUGAUUCGCCGACGGCAUCAAAAUUAACCUCACCAUCAUCAUCAUCAACAUCGAAAUUAGCAACAAAUGAAGAUCGUGUGACUGAGUCAAAGGGUUCCAAUUGAUAAAAUGGACCAGGAACAGAAAAACUCCAAAACUAAAAAGGACCUUUCACAUUAAUUAAUUAAAUUUAUGACGAGGUGAAGAAAAAAAAGUGGAAUUGAAAAAUAAAGGGUCCUUUUUUUUCCUACAGAAAUUUAAGUUUAGUUUUUGCAUUUAGUACGAGAUAAAUUACUAUUUAAAAUUUCGACAGAAAAUUUAAUUUAUAUUUAAUAAUAAUAUUAACUCUGUGAAAUGUAUUUUUCAGCAUUUAUUUAAAAUUUAAGAAAAUUCAGUAAUAAAUAAAAAUAAAUUUACCACAUAAUACCCA